GUUUCUCUUCUUGAGCCUGGCAUCCUCAGCAUCUCCUUGAGCCAACAGACCACCAGUCAUGUGCAGCCCUAUCAAAGCUAUACUCGUCCUGGCUGUCGUCAUCUGCAUGUCUGCAGCUCAACUUAAUAAAUCGCGGAGUUGUCUGUGCCACGAUGCCGCAAACACAUUUGACCCGAAGGUUGGGAUCAAAGACGUCACAAUAUAUCCAGCCACCACCUUCUGCAACAAAGUGGAGAUCAUUGUCACCACAAAAAAUGGCUCCGAUUUCUGCUUGAAGCCUAAAGCGGUGAAACGUAUGCUCGCAAACCUGACAAGGAGAAAGGUUCUCUCCAGCAAAGCUGCUGCUGCAGUCGGCACCAGUUCCACCCCAGGCAGCGCUAACACAACUCAACAAGCCUAGAAGAUAUCGAACAUUAAGCAACUGUUCAGCAUAUGUAAAUAUCCCGAUUGCUCAUUUGUUUUGUCAUGAUGUGAACAUACUUUAAUAUCGCUUCCACUGGAAGGUCUUCUGUUUUUACAAAGCCUGAGUAAAUC
Messenger RNA from Dunckerocampus dactyliophorus (ringed pipefish), 534 nucleotides. It is a transcript of the gene cxcl11.3, whose product is annotated as chemokine (C-X-C motif) ligand 11, duplicate 3. Gene Ontology annotation, biological process: immune response. The transcript is spliced from 4 exons. Gene Ontology annotation, cellular component: extracellular region. The record is from RefSeq and is a predicted model, not a curated record. Gene Ontology annotation, molecular function: chemokine activity. NCBI's taxonomy places the organism in Eukaryota, Metazoa, Chordata, Actinopteri, Syngnathiformes, Syngnathidae. Bases 59 to 400 code for a protein of 113 amino acids.